Messenger RNA from Pseudozyma hubeiensis SY62, 3699 nucleotides. RefSeq lists its product as hypothetical. The coding region runs from base 1 to 3699 and encodes 1232 amino acids. Gene Ontology annotation, biological process: transmembrane transport. The transcript has a single exon. The record is from RefSeq and is a predicted model, not a curated record. Gene Ontology annotation, molecular function: transmembrane transporter activity. NCBI's taxonomy places the organism in Eukaryota, Fungi, Basidiomycota, Ustilaginomycetes, Ustilaginales, Ustilaginaceae.
AUGUCGUCUUCUUCCACAGCCGGCUCCUCUACGCUGCCCACCGGCUCCAACGAAAACGAACAUCACACCGCCACAUCAUCACAUCCACAAGAGCCACAAAUCCUCGUUCACGACACCGACGGCGACGACACGCUCAACAGCUCGACCGAUGCCGCUGAAGAGCCUGCUCCAUCCAACGCCUCGACCUCCACCGCCAUUCCUAGCAACACUGCCGGUGCACCUGCCCCCACGACGACUGCCUCGCGUCGUGCUGGUCGCGUACAUUGGGACGGCACCUCCAACGCCGCCAGCAUUCGUCGAGGCGGUCAGCUUCAGAUCCGCUCUGGAGGUGCCUUGGCCGGUCCCACAGUCACCGUGCGAGGCGGCGCCGCUCCCGCUCCAUCCGAAAGGGGAAACGCGCUGAGCCUUGGAUCCGUCCGCCGAAAUCACCACCCGGGGCCGCUCAACAUCGCAGAACGUCUCACGCCACAGAACGAAGAUGGCUCUCUCUUCGCUCCCCCUCGUGCAGAGACCUCGGCCGCCGCAGCGGCCGCUACCAAAGCUCCAGCGGGUCCAGCUGCUCAAAUUCCGUCGCUUUCUUUGACAGGCGCCAAGGGUCUUGAUGAGCAGGGUCUCGACAAUCGCGCUUUCCUCGAGCUUCAGCGCGAACUUCAACGCCACGAGGCCCGCAGCGAAGAUGGCGCCAGUCACCUCAGCUUGCAAGAGGCUGAAGGUUACGAGGAUCGUGCGGGGAGGGACCGUCUCGCCCAAGUCUUUGCCGAUCGUGAACGUGAUCGUGAGGAGAGGAGGCGACGACAGCGCGUCCUGGCCGGCGCGGGUCCAGAGACUCCCGGCGGCUUUGGCGACCUGAGCGGUGUCACCACUCCUGGCUCUGCCACCAGCGAGAGCAGCUACGAUCCUGCCAAUGACUCGGACCUAGAACACAUUGACUUUGUACCAGGUGAAACUGAUGGAAUGCCAACUCGGCUCAAGAAGCGCAAAGACGAACCAGAGGCAGAGCAACAACCAAAAGGCUGGGCCAAGCUUCGUGGUAUCUUUGGCAAGCCUCCUGCCGACGAGGAAGACAAAGAAGAAAAGGGAGAGAUCGAACAGACGGCCGAGAGCAAACAAGGAACAUCGCACGAACAAGGCGGACCUACCAACUGGAAGUCGGUACCCGUCGAGACUUCCAGCGGGCUACACACGAGCGACGGUCCACGACGCAGACCCAGCAAGUUCGAACGCGAAGCCGUUCGGCUCGUCCGUCAGCACAAGCUCAAUCAGCAGCGACAGGAAGCGCUCGAUCGCAUCGGUCGCUCCCACCUUCCCGACACUGGUGCAUCCACUCCAGAUGCAAUGGAAACCACCAUGAACCUCGACGCUCGUCCUGUAAUGUCUGGCGGUGUGCUCGGCAAUCUGCUCCGCCUCUACGAACAGCAGCAGCGCGAAGCAAAGAGCGCAGCCACCAGCUCGAUCGCCAGCACCAGCGAGUACAACCUGGAUACAUCCGGCCGGCCCUUGAUCAGCGAGACUCCCGAACACGUUCAGGCCAAGAUGGAGUCGCCCGGGUUCCAGAGUAAGCUGGACAGGUACGAAAAGCGCCGCGGCAUGUCGUUCCAAUCCAUCAGCUUGCCCAGUCCCAAGUUGACCCAGACCUUCGCCAAAGUCGGCAACGUUGCGUUCAACACCUCCACCAAAGUCGUUCGAGGCGUCGCCAACGAGACUGGUAUCGAAAGCGCGCUCGACGAACGACCCAAAGCAGCGAGGAGCGACGCCGGUGUCUUUGGUGCGCUCGUCGCUACUACGGGCAAUCUGAUCGGCGCCGUGUCACCGCAGCACGCCCAGCUCGGUCCCAACCCCAAGCGUCCCGGCUUCUCGCUCGAUCGCUACCUCUUGCCCGAGAUGACGGCCAAGACGCUCAAGCGUACCGCGCAGAUCGUUGCCGACGCCGCGCCUGCGCCUUACCGACCGAGCAACUUUGGAUCGCCGCUGGCUUCACGAUCGCACUCGUUGCCCACCAGUCCAGACGGCGAGCGUCGCGACAGCUCGACGCAGGCCAACUCGCCUCCCGCCUCUGGCUACGCCACUCCGCACAAGAAGCGUCCGAGCUCCAUCAUGCACUUCCCCUCGCGCACCAUGACAGGCGGCAGCUCCGUCGACGGCAGCGGCCCUCGCAAGCGUCACCCGCAUCUCACGCUGCCCGGCGCGGUGACGCGCGCAUUCACACACUCCAACCUCAAUACACCGGACAUCAACUCGGGCCUCGGUCCCGACUACUUUGGCCCUGAAGCGGAAAAGUUGCAUUCCGACUACCACAAGCAGGAGUGGCAGCGCAAGCUCAAGAAGCGUGCCAAGGAUAAGAAACGCAAGGAAGAGAUCUUCAUCACCAUGCACGUAGCCGCCAUCUUGCAGCGACAGCAGUUCAUCAUGAAGCUCGCGCGUGCCCUAAUGAUGUUUGGCGCACCUACACAUCGUAUCGAGACGCAAAUCCAACAGACAGGUCGGGUGUUGGACAUCAAUUGCCGAUGCAUCUACUUGCCCAACUUGAUGCUGUUGGCGUUCGGCGACGACACUACGCACACCUCCGAGACCAAGUUUAUCAAGCAGACUUCGGGGCUCGACUUGACCAAGCUGACGGAUAUGCACACCAUCUACUGGAACGUCAUCCACGACAAGAUCGGCGUCGAGGAGGCGUCGUCGCAGUUGGACGAGCUGAUGAGGCGCAAGCCGUUGAUCGGACGCUGGCCCAUGGUGUUGAUCGGUGGGUUCGCCUCAUUUUUCAUCUGUCUCGGUCCACAGGGCUUCAACGGCAGCUUUAUCGAUGCGGUCAUGGCAUUCCCGCUGGGAGCGUUCCUGGUGUACUGCCAGUCGAUCAUCACCACCGAGCUGUACAGCAACGUGUUCGAGAUUGUGUUUGCCACGCUCAACUCGUUUGUCGCGGCUGCGGUGCAGAGCACGGGCUACUUUUGCUACGCCGCCGUGACGUCGGGGUCGAUCGUGCUCAUCCUGCCUGGAUUUAUUGUGCUCAGCGGUUCGUUGGAGCUGCAGUCCAAGAACCUGAUCGCAGGAUCGGUGCGGCUGGUGUACGCCAUCAUCUACUCGCUGUUCUUGGGCUUCGGCAUUUCGAUCGGCGUUUCGUUCUGGCAGCUCUUUUCGGGCAACCAGGACUUGGUGGGAUACAAAAACUGCGACUUGGCGCAUGAUUCGAACAGAUGGUGGCAGAGAGACGUCCCGGAGGUGACUGCAGUCCUCACCGCUCCGGCCUACUCGAUGAGCCUGUCUCUGCGCAACCAAGCCAAGGUAACGCGCAAGGAGUUCCCCGUGAUGGUGCUCAUCGCCUGCGGCGGCUGGGCGUGCAACCACUUUGCGGCCAAAGCUACGGCGCUGUCGAGGCGACAGGAUGUCACGGCUGCGUUGGGAUCCCUGGCCGUGGGUUUGAUGGCCAACCUGUACGGAAGGAUGUUCGACGGUCGAAGCUUUGUGGUCUCGGUUCCGGGCAUCCUGUACCAGCUGCCUUCUGGGUUGAGCAAUGGAGGCGGAUUGUUGAAUUUUGCGAACCAGUCGGAUUCGUCGUCGGCGUUUGCGUCAGGCUUCACGGUGGCGCAGAGCUUGGUGGAGGUGGCGUUGGGCUUGACGGUGGGACUGUUUGCAGCCACGGUGCUGUCCUACCUGCUGGGUGGUAGAAAGAUGAGGAACGGUGGUGGAUUGUUCAGCUUCUGA